AUGGCAACGGUUAAUUCUACCGAAGAAAUGACUAAACCACUUAUAAGUUAUAUGGAAUUAAUAACAUUAGCUAUACGAAAUAGUCCAGAUCAAAAAUGUACUUUAUAUGGUAUUUAUCAAUAUAUUAUGGAUCAUUAUCCUUAUUAUCGAAAAAAUCAAGCAGAAUGGCAAAUUUUUAUUCGACAUAAUUUAGCGCUCAAUGAGCGUUUUUUUAAAGUUGCACGAGAUGAGACACGACCAGGCAGAGGAUCUUAUUGGAUGCUGCAUCCUGAUUUAUAUAAUACGUUUGAAAAUGGCUCAUAUUUACGAGAACGUCGUCAUCGUCGUUUUAAACAAGAAUCAUCAAACAAUCAUCAUUGA
Molecule: messenger RNA, 360 nt
Organism: Rotaria sordida
Lineage: Eukaryota; Metazoa; Rotifera; Eurotatoria; Philodinida; Philodinidae
Source: the annotation of a GenBank genome assembly